AUGCCACAAGAUUCGAUGUGACGGAGAAUCUUGAAAACUUUUUGUUUUCAGGGUGAACUAAACAAUGCCACUUCUUCCACUGGCACUGCUCACCCAACGCGUCCCCAACGCCUUCGCAGUCCUUGCCAUGGCCGUGCAGGCGCGGCACUUCCCCCACAACAGCUUGGCCCCGGCGGCGGGCGCCUCCCUGUUCCUGGACGCCUACGCCGGGCGCGUGCCGGCACCGGCCCCGAUCGGGGACGCCAGGACGGUGCUCAACGACGACUUCCCGCGCAGCGACCUCGCCUGGCCGUGCAACCACGGCCGCUUCCUGCCCAGGAAGCGGCCGCGCCUGGAGGCGGCGGACCAGGCACAGGCAGCGCUAGCAGCGGGUGGUGAUCUCUUCCAAGAUCAACGCGUGGGUAUGCGUAUGCCUCCGGCGUGCACGGAGCGCCUGCUGCAGCCAGCAGUGCCACCGCCGUUCGUCGACGUGCAGGUGCAGGGCCGGGCGGUGGGCUCCGGCGCCGCGUCCACCAGCGGGAGGAUGGGAAAUGGCGCGACGCCGCCCGCCGUCGUCUCGCUGGAGCUCCUGCCGUCGUGGACACACCGCCACGGCGUGGAGAUCGACGCGCUCGUUCGACUCGAGGCGGAGAGGAUGCGCGCGGCGCUGAAGGAGGCGCGGCGGAGGCACGCCCGCGCGCUGCUGGCCGCCGUGGCGCGCGCCGCGUCGGGGUCGGGGCGGCUGCGCGCGUCGGAGGCCGACCUCGAGCGCGCGCUCCGCCGCAACGCGGAGCUGGAGGAGAAGGCACGGCAGGCGGGCGCCGAGUGCCAGGCGUGGGUGGGCGUCGCCCGGAGCCACGAGGCCGUCGCCGCGGGGCUCCGCGCCACGCUGGACCAGGUCCUCCUGCGGUCGUCACCCUGCGGUGCUGGUGCGCGUGCGCCCGCGGCCGGCGGUGGCUGCCAGGCCGAGGACGCGCAGUUGUGCUGCUUCGAGGCGCACGCCACCGAGGACGACGACGCCGACGACGGCGCGUGCGCGUGCGCGUCCAGCACCAGCAGGUCCAAGUCGUUGGCGUGCAAGUCGUGUGGCGGCGGCGAGGCGUGCGUGCUGCUGCUCCCGUGCCGGCACCUGUGCCUGUGCCGCGUGUGCGAGGACGCCGUGGACGCUUGCCCCGUCUGCGCGAACACCAAGAACGGCUCGCUCCACGUCCUCUUCUCCUGAACUCUCAAGGACGUUACGCCAUGCUCAUCGUCAACGGGUAACAUCAGACAAGGCUUGCUGCGUGCUGCCAGAGCGUGGUAGUACAUGCGAUGCACCGCUUGAGUGGCACACGCCGAUGCUGUGGAAAGGAGGGCAAAGUGCAACUGCAAUGGCACAAAAUGCCCUAGGGAAUCCUGCGUUGGUUGAACCGGAGGUAGACGCACAAGUGGAUGAGAAACGAUGACUAACGAAGAAAAAUGACCGAUGAUCGUUAUCGUGAUUGCUGGUAAAACUCUAAUCUGAUAGGGCUGCAGUGCGGCAUACCGAGAAGUAGGAGAUGACUGAUGAUCGCGUCCAUGUACAGUAGAUAUUUUUAAAAAGGAAAAUUAAAGGAGGGGUUCUGAAUGGUGAAACUAUUGUGAAACGAUACAAAUUAAGUGUUCAUUUCCUGGAGCUUCUUCACCAUUACUGAAGCCGUUUCAGCAUGUAGUAAGUUCCGAACCAAAUAGAGGCAGCUCCUCGCGUGAAACCGGGCCUCGUUUAGUUCUGAUUUUUUUUGAUACUUUAUUAUUUUCAUUCUU
Messenger RNA from Sorghum bicolor (sorghum), 1761 nucleotides. Its product is annotated as probable BOI-related E3 ubiquitin-protein ligase 3. Gene Ontology annotation, molecular function: ubiquitin-protein transferase activity. The record is from RefSeq and is a predicted model, not a curated record. Bases 65 to 1201 code for a protein of 378 amino acids. Lineage: Eukaryota; Viridiplantae; Streptophyta; Magnoliopsida; Poales; Poaceae. The transcript has 2 exons.